UUUGGCCAUAUCGCUUAUGAGUUUGUUAGUCAAAUUGACCCAGGAGAGGGUAGUCAAAAUGGCGACCUCCAGUGUUUUGCGACUUUCGGGUCUGUUUUCUCCGACUUUGGGGUCCCUGGUGAGUCGGCAAUCCCCAGCACUAGCAGUUCAAUGUCGCAGUCUCUUCACGGACAACAAAGAGGAUGACAAGACAAGUGUCAGUGUUGUUCCAAGUAGAGGGCAGAGCACAAGCCAAGGAAUUGUGCCAAAGAAAACAUAUUCCCCUUUCCAGAACACUAGCAAUAAGGCCGAAUAUGCACUGGCCAGGGUGGAUGACCUCCUCAACUGGGCCCGGAAGAGCUCCUUGUGGCCCGUCACGUUUGGCUUGGCCUGCUGUGCUGUAGAGAUGAUGCACUUCGCUGCCCCCAGAUAUGACAUGGACAGGUUUGGAGUUCUGUUUCGGGCCAGCCCUCGACAGGCUGACCUCAUCAUUGUAGCAGGAACACUCACAAACAAGAUGGCUCCAGCUCUGAGAAAAGUGUACGACCAGAUGCCUGAGCCAAGGUGGGUGAUCUCUAUGGGCAGCUGUGCCAAUGGUGGAGGCUACUACCACUACUCGUAUGCAGUAGUCCGAGGCUGUGACAGGGUUAUUCCUGUGGAUAUAUAUGUUCCAGGUUGCCCCCCGACGGCAGAAGCGUUGUUGUAUGGAGUUAUGCAGCUGCAGAAGAAGAUAAAGAAGAUGAAGUCCGUACAGAUGUGGUACCGGAAGUAGUGGGCCUGGUAUCCUGUACAUAGACUACUUAUGUUAUUUGUACAUAUUUGUUGUGUUAGUGCAAACAGUAGCACACUUGGAACACUUGAACUUUUGACCAGUGUGGGUAUAGGGAAGCCUCGCAUUUGAAGUCCCCCCUUGAAAUAACUCUGGAUGUGAAAGUACAUGAAGAUUUUUCAUGUUUCGGAUACGAAUCUUCAGUGCCACAAUGGACUUGUUUUGAAAAAUGCGAAUUAAAGAGAAACUGUGAAAUAAAAACUUUCCAAU
Messenger RNA from Haliotis rubra (blacklip abalone), 1018 nucleotides. RefSeq names its product NADH-quinone oxidoreductase subunit B-like. Gene Ontology annotation, biological process: electron transport coupled proton transport; aerobic respiration; mitochondrial respiratory chain complex I assembly. Bases 17 to 751 code for a protein of 244 amino acids. The transcript has 7 exons. The record is from RefSeq and is a predicted model, not a curated record. Gene Ontology annotation, molecular function: 4 iron, 4 sulfur cluster binding; NADH dehydrogenase (ubiquinone) activity; quinone binding. Lineage: Eukaryota; Metazoa; Mollusca; Gastropoda; Lepetellida; Haliotidae.